Molecule: messenger RNA, 1074 nt
Organism: Hermetia illucens (black soldier fly)
Lineage: Eukaryota; Metazoa; Arthropoda; Insecta; Diptera; Stratiomyidae
Gene: Ssk
Product: protein snakeskin
Exons: 4
Coding region: 204-680 (158 amino acids)
Biological process (GO): septate junction assembly
Source: RefSeq, a predicted model, not a curated record
GUUUCUCUCUCCUCGACUAUUUGCGUCUGGAACGAAUUUAUGCUCAUUAACGCUGAAGCAUUCGGACAGAUGUAAGGUGCAAAAGAUUGAUUAGAUCGCGUUCAGAAAAAGGGCGUAACUCAAGCCUUGUCUAGUUGCAGAAAACUCGUUAAAAAAAAGUUUGAUUCGUCCUGUGAAUUGGUAAAUCUAAUCGAUUAGCAAAAAUGGUGGAUGUGGAGACGAUCGCUUCGAUUUUUAUAAAAGUGUUUAAGCUGGUCCUUAACAUUAUUAUCAUAAUCCUUUACCGGACCGGCGAUGGGGGUGAAUUCUUAGGUAUUGGCGGAACAUGGAACCUAAACGAGGAGAAAAGUCCGGAUGCCGAAAUCGUGGCAUCCGGAGUGUUUGUAGGAUACCUCAUUUACACCGGUGUACAGUUGAUCACCUUUGGAUUUGGUACGACUAAGCAUAAGAGAGAGCUGUCUGAUACCAUCAUGAACUUCAUCGGUGCUUUCAUGUGGGUUGCUGUCGGAGGCACUGCCCUGCACUACUGGAAAGGAUACAUGGCUGACCAUGACUUCCUCUACACCAACACUGAGCGACAAGUGGGUCUUGCGCUAGGAUCCUUGUGCGUCAUCUCAGCAGCUUUGUAUGUCAUUGACACCGUGCUGGCUUUCGUGCACUUCGCGAAAGGAGACAACUAAUAAUUCUACAAAUUACACCAAAUAUGACGUUAAUACUUAAGAGGAUUAGUAUAUUUUUGUAAGGUAAUAACUUUCUUAAGAGUUCAAAAUAGAAUUAAGGAACUUCCGAACGACCAAAGCAGCAUCAUUAUUUGCAUGUUUCGAUAUUUUGUAAGCCGUUAAGCCCCAGGAUUUGGGGGACAAGCCCCAGGAUUUGGGGGACGUACGAUUGUUAUGUACCACCUGGAGCUGUUUUCAAUUGUAUGCUCUCCUUGAAGAAUCCAUGAUGGUCAUUUAGUAACGCAGACACAAUAUAUUAUAAAAAUCCGAAACAUGUUGCAUAGUUACGAAGGACAAUUAUAAUUUUUUGUAAAAUAUUUCAUCAAGACAAUAAACUUUUUGGUUACAAAGUAAA